Molecule: messenger RNA, 328 nt
Organism: Amoebophrya sp. A120
Lineage: Eukaryota; Dinophyceae; Syndiniales; Amoebophryaceae
Source: the annotation of a GenBank genome assembly
GACGGAGGUUACAGCCCUGGUAGUUGGGGGGACGGUCGUCGUCCUGGGACCCCAGCUUCGUUCGAAAAAAAGAUCCGUCCGACUUUCCGCACGAAGAACGCGCCUCACCUGGAGGAAACCACGAUUUCCCCACGGGUGAUGGAUAAAGACGCCGUCGACGAGAUGCUUUUGAAAAACAUGGGCUGGGGAACGCUGCACGAGUCCGAGAUCAUGCAGAAAAUAACUGAUCGAGGGACCAGCAUCAACUACACGGAAAGAUUAACUCGCGCCGGCGCAUCUUCAUCCUCCAACCUGCGGCGGAGGAGAAGACGGGAGGAGAAGAAAUCAU